Molecule: messenger RNA, 7601 nt
Organism: Podospora pseudocomata
Lineage: Eukaryota; Fungi; Ascomycota; Sordariomycetes; Sordariales; Podosporaceae
Exons: 10
Coding region: 1138-3834 (898 amino acids)
Biological process (GO): DNA-templated transcription; positive regulation of transcription from RNA polymerase II promoter by galactose
Cellular component (GO): nucleus
Molecular function (GO): DNA-binding transcription factor activity, RNA polymerase II-specific; RNA polymerase II cis-regulatory region sequence-specific DNA binding; zinc ion binding
Source: RefSeq, a predicted model, not a curated record
CUUCCCCUCCCUCUCCUCUCCUCUCCCCCCUUGCCCCCCAUCCACCUCAUCAAGUCCCGUCCUCUUUCCCCGCAGCGUUGUAGCUGGCAGCGCGUUAUCCAAGUACUUGGGCCCACGCGCCUUGGCUGCUGAGGCUCGAUGCCAGCUCGGCCAGACAAGACAGUCACUGGCUACCAUGCAUCGACGAGAGACCUUGGGUAGAUUUGGGCGCAAAAAAAGGAGCGAUGCCGCACGGUCGAUUUCAUCCAAAGUGCCCCAUGCCAGCAGUUCAGACGGACGGCACCAGCCUCAUCCAGGAGGAGAACCAGAGGCAAACCUGCAUUAAGUAGGAGUAGUAGUCGAACCCUCAUCAGGUCGUGCUGUAGUCCGGUCCUCUUUACCUUGGCUUGCCUCUGCUUAAUUUGGAGCCCAUCCCCAUCCCCAUCUCCAAUCCCAUCCAUACCCCAACCCAUACCUAUCCCAUAUCCGACGUCCUUGUCCCCCCGAACCCCACGAUCUCCAUUUCCCUCUUCCUCUCCCAUCCUGGAUCAUCGCACCAGCAGCAAGUUCGGGCAGCACCAACAGCCGAGUUGAUAUACUCUAGUGCCAGAGCCGUGAGAUAUAGUUUCGUCAGUAGCGCUGACCUGACUCCGGGCCUAGGGCUCCAUCCAAGUUCAACUGCGACUCGGAAUCAGAGCGCGGCACAGCCGUGGUUCGUGCCACCAGCCCUUCUCCCGCAGGAACAGGAAAGGAACUCUCUUACUGCCUGCCAGGAGCCCAAGCAAAACCCAGCAAAUACCUUACCUAGGAAUAAGCCCAGGCCCCUGCCGACGCCGACCUACCUUACAUACUACAUACUACAUACCUCACUACAUCUUCCGACACCCCGUUUCCCCCCUUCCCCCCUAUCACCUAUCCCCUUAUCCAUAUUCCCGGACCUGCUGCCGACGCUGUUUCGUGCAUCAUCCGCUCCGCAAGGCCCCUUGCCCUCCUCCAACGGCGCCGCUUCCGAUCGCACUAGGAGCACCGUUCGCCUUCCUCGACUGAGCUCGCGUCUACCAGAUCGCCCGUUGCACCUUUGCUACCCGAUGGCGGGGCGCCUGAGAGCCGUCUCUACUCCCAUCUGAGCCCCCUUCCCUUCCGGACCCCUUCUCCACCAUGACGCGACCCAAGGUUCCCGACGACAAGCGCCAGCGUACUGCUCAGGCUUGUGACUCUUGCAAACGCCGGAAGCAAAAGUGCAAUGGCGUGAAACCUUGCCAGACCUGCCUCAGAAGAAAACUCACCUGCUCGUACACGCCCAACAACGCUUCGGAUUAUGGACCGGGUGAGUCUGCUGGGUCACCGAUGAAGCGGCGACACAUUGAGACGUCGCCUCCCUCCAUCUCCGCCACACUCGAGAAGGCCAACAACAGCUCACCCCAGGCCCGCGAGGCGAUGCAGUCUUGGGAUGAGGCGCGGGCCGCCCAGCCAAGCCAGGCCUCGAUAGGCGGAUCAGCACUAUCUUCGCCGACAGCACCGUUACCGCCGCCUCUAGCAGGCCGAGGGCAUGUGAAGAAGGUCUCGAUUCACGGGACGAAGAAGCUGCCAAGCCGCAGCAACACGGGCAACACCAGCGGCUACGCUGAGGAGACCAACAUAUACACCGAGACGAGAAUGUUGCAAGACCAGUCAAGACGGCUUCUCUACAUUGGAGAUGCCUCGACACUGUCCAUCCUGCAGCUGAUCCGGAUUAUUGUCGAAAGCACAUCGGGGACAGAGAUGGGGUCUCCUUUUAUCGACGAUCCUAAGAGGCAUCGCAUUCAGGAAACCAUCAUUGACUUUCCUGAGAACACACGGGUACCGACCCUGUUGCCGGACCAGGAAACAACCCAUGUUCUCAUAGCUUCCUAUUUUACAAAUACCUGCGGGAUCGUGGAGGUGUUUGACAGAAAACAGUUUAUGCAGUCGGUGGAGGCUUGCUAUCGGGACCCACCAUCGGCCAACAACUACUUCUUGUGUCACCUCUUCUUGGUGCUGGCUCUUGGUCUCCUCUUUGCUGCGCCUACCCCAGGUAGCCGGGAAGAGCAUGUCAUCAACAAGCAGCUCUCUGCAAGGCCAGACAGGGCAGAGUUGUACUUUAGGAGCGCUCGAACGAUGUGUGAUCCCGGUGCUGGGUUUGAGGACGCUGACUUUUGGUCGGUUCAGGCGCUGUCGUUGAUGACGCUCUACAUGUUGACUAUCCCCAAGAGGAACACGGCGUAUGCUUAUCUCGGGAUGGCUGUUCGGUCAGCGUAUGCUUUGGGCCUGCAUAGAGAGGAGACGUUGAGGGAUGUCAUCUUUACGCCGGGAGAGAUGAAAGUCAGGCGGAACUUGUGGAAGACACUGUUCAUCUUGGAUCGAUUCUUGGCGGCAACCUUGGGGAGACCCACCGCCAUCUCGGGCCACGACUGCUCGAUGAAUAUCUUCUCGGAUGAUGAUGCCGUCAACUCUAUGGAGAUCACUGGGGAGUUUGACCCGGUUCACGCCAAGAGCUUGCAUGCUUGUGUCGAGACCUGUCGGAUUAUUGGCGACACGUUGAGGGUCUUUUCUUCGCGCAAGAUUUCCACCACAAAGGUGCAGGAGAUCAUCAACGACAUGUCUAUAGACUGGGAAGAUGAUUUACAAGCUGCCCUGCAACGCCGUCUAUCAAACGCCGGUCCUGCUCGAAGCCCGGCGCAUGGCAUGGCAUCCUUACAUGUCAACCUUCUGGCACUCCAUUCAUUGAUCCUUCUUACCAGGCAGCUCUUUGUUAUGCACAACUGGAUGCUUGUCGAGCAGCGGUCUGGGAAGAAGAAGCCCUCACCAAUUCACGAGUCGCCCAUGGCGAGGUUCUCAGAGGCCUGCGUCCUGGCUUCCUACCAAACGAUUCAGCUUGUCCAGCAAGCUCGAGAGGAACAACAGCUCCCUCGAAGGAACCCUUUUGUCAUAUACUUUGUCUUCGCCGCCAGCCUCGUCAUCCUGAUGAACCAAUUCUCGUGCCUCUACUACACAAACGCCUACGACAAAACCAUCCGCGACGCAGUCGAUUUCAUGGAAUACUGCACCAAACUCGACCCCCAAGCCGAGCGUGUCCUCGACAUCAUCACCCGCUUCGCAAAAGUAGUAGACAAAUGGACAAAAAAAAACAAAUACGACGCCCCCCCCUUAUCGGAAGACCUCUCCUUCCUCUACAGCCACCCGUCCAGUCCCCAACCCGAGCCUGCCAAUACCCUGUCUGGAGGACCAGUAGUGGCAAGUCCCCUCCAGGAAACCACCACCCACCCCGACCCAUCCCAUCCCAGUUAUCCCCCCCAACACCACCGCUUCAGCGACCCGGGCCUGUUGACUCCCCCCCAAAUAACCUCCUCCAAAAUGCCCCUGUCUGACAUCCUCGCCCCCACAACCCAACAGGACACCCGCAUGAACGGCAUGUCACCCCUCCUCCCACAACAACAACAACAACAACAACAACCGCCACCACCCCAACAACAAACCCAAAACGACUCCCCUGGUUAUAACAGAGAGAUCGAAUUCGACUUUGACAACCUCUGGAACAACUGGCUCAAUCUCCCCCAACCAGCCAUCGUCCCUCCCACUCCCACGGCGGGCAUAUCACCCUUCACCGGGCCACCGCAGUUCUCCCCCGUUGCGGCGGCAGCCCAGCCGGAGCCUUUUCCCGGUGCGUACACCACCACUCCUGUUGUUGUUCAUCUCUCUCCCCCUGGGGUUCCCGUCUCGGUUGUCGCUGGGGGACAACCAGCGAUCGGGCAUGCGGGGAUGGGGCACCAUCAUCAUCAGCACCAUCAUCAUGGGAAUAACAUACCCUUGUAUCACUCCUCGAGUACAUUUGGCUGAUGAUCAGGAACACAUAAAAAGUAGUGUUUGGAGCAACGCCGCAUAACAGGGGUCCGAUUAGGCAAGGGCAGCAGUGGUUCGUGAGGAGUCCUUGAAAACCAACGUUCCGAUGAAGAGUGAUGGAGGGACAGACCAACAACACUAGUAUAACCCCACAUGGGACCGCAGAGACUGAGGAAAUUGGUUCCACAAGGAUGGGAAAGAAAUGAAGAUGUUGAGAGUGGGAAGAAGAGCAGACAACCCCGAGAAACAAAGAUAAUGUCUACUGGUUUUUUUUUCUUUUUUUUCUGGUAUUUUUUGGUUUUUUUAUACCUAAAAUAAGCCUGGCUUCGAAUCGACCUUUGUGUAUAUCACCUCUCAACCAUUCGACUCACAUCCUCGUCAAUGACAGACACUCGAGCAAAAGAAGAAGACCGCAGUGUCAGUCAAACCAUCCAGCAUUCGCCACCGACCUGUGGACCAACAGCAUGGUCCCCGCUUGAAAGACGGAAAAGAGCAACAGGUCAGGCACGACCAUCAUGUAGCGCGAGCUAUCGAGAGCACAAUCUGAAUUGCUUCAACAAAAUAAUCUACAUCUGCCAACCAGUCUACCAACCCAAACGCCAUCGCCCGAAAUCCCAGUCGAUCAAAACACACACACACACACACACACACAUAUAUAUAUAUAUAUACAAUCGCUGCCACCCCCAACUCAACCCUUCAACACCUCCCCAGAAUAAAAUCAUACCCCAACUCCCACCUCGCUCCCGGAUCCCCCUCCCUCGGCUCAAACCUGACAACCAACUCAUCCUUGACAGCAAAAACAGCAUCAUCAUCCACCCACCGAUCCCGGCUGUCAUACAACUGCGUCGUCAAAGCCCUAUGCCCCUCGGCGCUAACAAUGAAAUGGAUAUGUCCCGGCCGGUUCGGGUGCCGAUCCAACAACCCGAGCAACCUCCCGGCCGGCCCGUCGUCCGGGAUGGGAUACGGCACCGGUCUCAGCGCGUACAGCGCGUACCUCCCCUGCUGGUCAGUCCUGAACCUCCCGCGGAAAUUCAUCUCUGGCUGGUCAGAAUCCUGCUGUUCGUACAGCCCGUUCGGCGCAGUGUGCCAGACGUCUACGACGGCGUUUUCGAUCGGCUUGCCGUCUGUGGAGAGGACCUUGCCGGAUAAAAAGGCCGAGUCCUCUAGGGCUUUCUCGUACCACGAAACCGAAGGGGAAAGGCCCUGGACGAUGGAGGUGCCGUUUGGGAGGAAGGGGGCGUCGCUGCGGUAGAAGGGGCCGAGGAUGGCGGAGGGGGUUUGGGUGGUGGAUGUGGCGAGCUGUUUGCUGGUGAUCUCGUCGACGAGGGAUUCUAGGCCGAGGAUGUCGCAGAGGAGUUGGGUUUCGUUGCGGCGGUCGGAGGACAUUUUGCCGCAGUCGUUCAGCUGUGGUGGUGGUGGUGGCGGUGUUAAUGAAAGGGUGGGAUUGGGGAGGCGGGGUAACCAUACAAAGUCGACGGCGGUGCUCCAUUCUCCUACUGUGAGAUUGACUUCGCGGGCAAAGUCGUGGAGGUGGCGGACUAGACUUGGGAAUAUCUGGGCGAGUCUGGGGUUGGCGUUGGGGCCGGUGGCGGCGAUGACCUUUUGGGUGAAGGUUGGGUCGUGUUGGCACUUCUUGCCGGCGGUGUUUAUGCCGUUGGGGAUACCGUUUGGCUUGAUCUUGGUGGUCGAUGCCCUGCUGGUGGCGGCGAGGUCUGGAAUCAUUUGCCCCAUGGUGGUGGUAGAUGGCUCUGUGCUUGUCCAAGGUUGUGCUGUUGUGUGCUUGGGGAUGUGUGGUCAAGUCGAGGACUGGGAGACAAGGAAAUUCGACGAUGGCAAGGGAGUUGAAGUAAAAGAAGGAAAGGCAGUGGAUCGGGGCGACGUGGGCCCGAUAUAUACUCCCUCACAACCGUCGGUGAGAGAGAGGUGUGUACUCGUGUUUCCCCCGUCAUCGCACGUCACACUGUGCCUCUUCGGACUACGCAGCGUACUUACACGUCAGGGGGGGGGGAGGGGGGCGUCACGCAAAGAAGUACCGGGUUGUCACCAUCUCCCUUGGAACUUGGGCACGCUCAACAACAGUCCAUCGGGACGAAAUGCUCCUUUCCUUCCCGUUGACCGCCGUGUGGACACUUGGCCCCUGAGCCCUCGGCCGUAUCAGAUCAUGGCUGCUCCUCCCUUCCCAUGACAAGAAUGGCCUUAUUUUUUUUUGGAGAUUGUGUCUUCUCCUACCAAGAAAAAAAAAAAGGAGUUGGUACCCGUUUCAGCGAGCGGUGAAAGGACCAUCAAGGUCUCGGUGCGGGAACGGACGGGAGUGUGGAACCAAGACAUGGCAAGCCAAAAAAAAAAGAAAAAAAAAGGCAAGACAUGAAGACUUGAUUCUAACGGGCGCCAAGGGCACUGACUGACUGACUGACUGCCUCAUCUACCUACCAGCCAGAAACCACAAGCUGGCAGCUCAUCACCCCGUGAGUUUCCGAUGACAGCAGUCAGUCAGUCAGUCAGUCAGUCCUUUUGAGACCGAUAUAGCCGUCCAAGGUGUCAAAACCUGAUGUUCCACAGGACGGCCUGUCACUGCUGUCUGUGUGUGUGUGUGAUACCCUUCCAAAACUGACACCAUUUUCCCUGGCCGCCUGCAUCAAACAGGGCUGGGCUGACAGACAACGUUGCUUCACACACCACACGGAACAAAUGCCGGAGGAGCAUAUGUAUGUCGUGUGGUGAUCAAUCCCGGCACAUUCGGAGCGUAUCACACACACACACACACACACACACACACACAUCGAGAACAGACAAAAAAAAGGAGAGUGCCGUAUGCAUGGGUCAAACAUGAUAAAAGAAAAAGAAAAGAAAAGAGACGGGCUCACCGUCCUGCAUGGCGUGUCAACUGUCAAGCUCUAGCUCUUGGACCACUAGCGUCGAGAAUUACCCACAGAUUGAUCGUUCUAGAGGCUGAUCUUCUUUUGUUCUGGAAAAAGAUGAGCCACUCAACGACCUAUUUGGCUUGUGGGGCUGUUACUACUACCACCACUUACACUCACCACCUCUUUCGGUGCUGGAUCUCUCUAUCAUCAUCAUCAUCAUCAUCAUCAUCAUCAUCAUCUUGCAUGGCCGACGAACUCACUCGAACAUCAAGUCCAAGGCAAAAGCAACCCAAGAAAAAAAGAACACCGCCAGAAGCCCAUCAAAGGGUUGCAUUUUCCCUUCCUUGACAAGCGGACCCAGCCUCUCGGCGGCGGCUCGGACCCGGUGCGCCGGACCAUCAUCCUACACCCCCCUUGUCAGCAACCACCGAAAGACGGAGAUAGUCUCCCGUUUUGAACGCAACUGCCGGUGAAAGUACGAUUGUUGGGGAGAGCAGGGACAAGGGGGUUAAGGGUCGAGGAAACCGGCCUCGCAUGCCGCCAUACCGAGUCGGCUUUGCUGGCAAAGUGAGCGAAAGGAAGAAUCCGGAACGCGGCAUGCGGCUCCAAAUAUUUGACAUCUGUGAGGUUCAAAAAAGGGGAGAGACAGGAAACUCGGUGAUGGUCCAAUAGGGAGCAGGCCCCGGUCACGGCACGGACUUGAUGCUGAAGGGUGUGCUUGGCACAUAGGUACGGAGAGAGGCGGGUACAGACGCUUGUGUUUGUCACGGGAAAAAAAGGUUGAAUCUGGCCUGCGUUGGGCGGUCAGUAUUGUCGACUGGAUCGACGGAAAUGCUAUAAAAAGUGGAGAGAAAAGUUUGAUGGGGGAUGGAAAAAAUAACAUUCUGUGUUGGCAUACAUGGC